AUUCAAUAUUCUAUGGUAAACCUGGUGGUCAAAAUAAUGCAACUUGUUCUUAUCUUGGUAAUGUUGCUAUACAUAAAAAAGAUAGAACUUAUCAAGGGCUAAAAAUAUGUGAAUUUGCAAGUUCAGAACUUCAAGAAAUGAAUCAUGUAUCAAUAGAUGAUUUAUAUCUAAAAAUGAAUGAAGAUCUAUCAACUCAUAAUGUAGAAAAUAAUACAUUUGC
Messenger RNA from Funneliformis geosporum, 220 nucleotides. NCBI's taxonomy places the organism in Eukaryota, Fungi, Glomeromycota, Glomeromycetes, Glomerales, Glomeraceae. The record is from the annotation of a GenBank genome assembly.